This is a messenger RNA of Botrytis sinoallii, 5007 nucleotides long. RefSeq lists its product as uncharacterized. The record is from RefSeq and is a predicted model, not a curated record. The coding region runs from base 1045 to 4566 and encodes 1173 amino acids. Lineage: Eukaryota; Fungi; Ascomycota; Leotiomycetes; Helotiales; Sclerotiniaceae. Gene Ontology annotation, molecular function: NAD+ poly-ADP-ribosyltransferase activity. The transcript has 8 exons.
CUGGAGCCAGCCCGUAGAUGGAUACUGGGUAUCUCUCCUUGUCUCAGACUUCACUUCAUUCCAAUUACUUCACUUCACUUCCCUUCUCUUUUCUAACUUCACUCCACUUUACUUCAACCACUUUUCUUUUCUUCUCUUCUCUUCUCUUCUCUGACUUCACUCCACUUGUACCCCAACCCGUCCGAUUUGACCUCAAUUUAGUGCUUACCUAAUUACUUACUUACCUACCUACCUACCUAGGUACACAACAAUACUUGAAUUUUUAUUUCAUUUGCUUCCACAGAGAAGCAUCCGGACAGUUCUCAAGCACCCGAGACUGUAUUUGGGCUUCAUGCUUGGUACAUCAAAAACUUACUCUGAGGGAUGUCCAAAACUCUGUUUCGUUUGACGGGCCAGACAUGGUGGAUGUUGAUGAGUGAUAAAGUUGAAUAAGUACCUACUGACGAUAAGAAGUCCCAACGUGUUUGAAUUCACUUCCAACAUUCACCCGGUUGAUAUUGAGAAGCUUGGAAAGAUUCAAUAUCUGUGAGCAUUCAAUCCUGGGUAGUACCUACCAACUGAUGACUAGCACCGCACUUUUACUCCGCAUCGUACCAGGCAACCGGACCAUUUCGAAAUCGUCGACCAAUGACAAUUGACUUCCCAGAUUCGAACCACUGUACACACCAAAACCAAGGCAACUAAUCAAAAACACCUAUACAAGGCUGCAGGUCGACAACCUUUAUACAGCUCUUUCCCUUGUUACCUCCAGCUUCAGAACUUCUUCGAUUCUUCAAAGAUCUUACGAAAAAGAGACUAACAAUAUCUUUUGACUACAGUACAAGAAGUUGAAUAUCAUUCCCUUCACCUUUUGAGAAUCGGAUCAAGACUUUGAUCUACAAACCCCCAACUCCAUCAACUUGAUAUCAAUCAUCUCAAAGUGGAUUCCACGUCGAAGCAUAUUUACAGUAUCAAAAUCUGACCAACAACUUCAUUUUUACAGCAAGCUCCCGUCAUCUUUUGAAGUUACAGUGUCAGAGAUAUAUCCAAUAAUUGCGCUGCACGAUGACUCGCAAACACUUCCUAGCGGAUGUUAAAGAAGCGUCUGAGAAAGGCAUCCCUAAUGUUAUCUCAAUUAGUCGGGGAGAUGACGAUGGUGAUGUAAACUUUUGCUUCUUGCAUGAUUCUACAGAACCCAUAGAAAUUGGUCUCUUAGCACUAGAUGUUUCCGAGUACCCAAGUGGGAAUAAUUUUAUGAUUUUUACCAAGUCCGAAGGGGCUCCAAAGGCUGUCAACGAGACACUGGAACGACUCAUGACCUCCUCAACUGGCGUACGUUUACCAGAAUUGAUCAGCAGUAUUUCAAAAAAGCUACACAUAUUACUUUCGGCAGGUUCGCGAAGAUCUCCUAUCAGUCUCGACGAAGAGGACGAAGAUGAUGAGAUGGAAGAUGCGGAAGAAGACGAAAGCGAAGACGACUCCGGCUUUUCUGACGAAGAGGAAGAAGACUUUCCAGACGAGCCCAUAACCUUUUCUAGCGGUAAUACUGUCUCGGUAUCGACUAGUAGACUCACACUAAAAGCUGCUGCACAACUGAACCGACGCAUUCGAGCAGACAUGCGUACUGUCCGAUUGCUGGGUCAUCGGAUCGGAAUUCUGAGCGGCAUGAAGGCUGAAUCCCAAAGUAGUAUCCUCAGCAUCUCCAUUCAGGCGACUAAGCUGGGUCUAUCGGAAGAGGCUAUGCAGGCUUGGGAUAUUGAGCCUCACCAAUAUUUGACCUUACUCAUACGCUACUCGGAUGGGUACAAAACGUACGAGGCACUGAUUGCCGAACCAGCCAAAAAUAGUGGGAUCGAUUUUCGUGUUGGAGUCUGUAAUGGUUACAAGCCAUCUGCAGUUGCAGCAUUCUCAGCGUUUUCGGACUCAAACAAGGUCGACGACAAAGCUUUCAACAGCGAUGGCUCGGAUUCACAGGACCGCAGCGGAGGAUUUUUCAAUAUAUUCAUCAGUAGCUCCUUGAAUGAGUUCAUCAAUAAGAAGAUGAUAUCAAUGCUCAAGAUCCGCAACGCAACUGGUCUUGGAUGGGAGAACGCAAAGAAGUUCUUGGAUCAACGCCAAGGACGACCACUUGAAGAAAAUGCAGAUUUGUAUGCUGACAAUGACUACUCGGACAAGGAUACAAUCAAAAGUCACACAUCGCAGAUUCUAGCCAACGAUCAUCUUACCGAUAAUGAGAGUGGCAGCUUGUCAUUUCCGCUUAUUGCUGCACAAUUUGCGUUGAUGUAUCUAGUCCGCUGCACGGAAUUUUGUCUCGUCUGCCAUGAUAAGAUUACAGGAGGAUUUGAGGCGUUGAAACCUUAUGUUUGCGAAAAGCCAUUAUGUUUAUAUCAAUAUAUGUCCUUAGGUUUUGGACCUAGUGUCGAACAUGAGAUUAAAACUCAGCCCUAUGUUGUGGACCUUCUCCUGAACUUUUGUUAUACUAGUGCUUUCUACGCUCGGAUCCGUGAGUAUCCCACAGGCAUGAGUCUUUCUGUUCCCUCGACCAUCAUCGCCCAAACGGGGGCGUUGCCAAUCCCAUCCUUCGCCCCGGCCCCAGCUGUUGUAGAAAAACCAAGCGAUGAUCGUCGAGACAAAGAAUUCAAAAUUAAGUAUAAUAGCGAAGCUUGUGAGUUUACGUUCGAGGAAAUGUCUGAGAUCUUAAACCCUCCUAUUCGCAAAGGAGAUUGGGUCCGCAUUUUGCUUGGGCCCGGACCAGAUACCGUAGCUCAAGCACUUCAUUCUAGAGUAGAGGAUGUAACCUCGAUGCCGAUUGUAAAACUUUCGCAACCAAUCCCGCAGAAGGCUCAAUCAAGUGCAACACCAACAGACAACACCACCAACAUAAUUGCGGCUCGGAUAUCUAUUUACAAUCGCAACUUCGACGAGAUGUCUGUCUCAGAAAAAUGCAGUGUUAUAACAAUGCUUCUUGACACUUUACCAACCAUCCAGGAGUUGAGAGAAUAUAUCGAUCGACAGAGCCGAACUGAAGAACCGAACCUUCGUAAAUGGACAGAGCGUAUAUCCCCAGCCGCUCUAGGUUUACUACGAUGGGUUAUAGCCUCUAAUCGCUCAUGCCUUGUUCAAGUCGAUAAUUGCCCUGGUCAAAUUGAUAGUGUUUUGGCUGAUGCAAAAAUUAGACCAGAUCAAAAGGUCUCUCAAAUUGGGGAAAAUUGGAUGCAGUUUCGUUUCGCACAAGGAUCGCCAGACAAGGAAGAGCGUUUCUUAAAUGCUCUCAAAGAACAGCAGGCCAGUUUGGAUCCAAAGUAUCCUACUAUCUUUGCUUUUCAUGGCAGUGGGCUGCAAAACUGGCAUAGUAUCAUUCGACAUGGAUUAGAUUUCAAAGAAACUCUCAACGGGCGAGCAUUCGGACAUGGCGUUUACCAUGCGCAAGAUCAAACUAUAUCUUGUCAAUAUAGUAGUGGUCGAAAUUGGCCAGGUUCCUGGCCUGGAACUCAACUCAAGAUUACGUCUGUGAUGAGCAUUAACGAGAUUAUCAAUUGUCCAAAACAGUUUGUUAGCUCGAAUCCAUAUUUAGUAGUACAGCACAUCGAUUGGAUUCAAUGCAGAUAUUUGCUCGUUCAAGUUGAAGGGCAGGUAAUUGCAACUCCAGCCUCGACUAGGGAGAUUCAGGCCGAAAUCGAGCAAGAUCCCAAAUAUACGGCAACAUCCACCAACAAGAAACCUAUCGGUGUUCCAUACUGCGCUGCCUCAGUCUCUAGAGCAUUUCGUAAUGAUGGCAUCGGCAGUUCUUUCACAUACAAGAAACUGAAAGGACUAUCUUCCUUGAAUGGGACUGGAUAUGUGAGCGAAGCAGAGGACAUUGAGGAUAUUAACUUUCUGAUUUCUGAUAAUGAAGAUGAAGUGGGAAUAUUAUCUUCCAGUUCCAAGAAUCUAGAGGCUUCAAAAACUGAUUUUGUUCCUGGAUCACUUGAUCAAAGUAAACUUCCAAUGCUGGGGCCUCCAGCUUAUGCUACCCCGUCUGCAACUAUGCGUCUCAACAGAGAGUUAAAAGCAAUCCUUAAGGUACAAAACUCUACACCGCUUCACGAAUUAGGAUGGUAUAUCGAUGAAAAUCUUGUUGAUAAUAUAUACCAAUGGAUCAUCGAGCUACACUCCUUUGAGCCCACUUUACCACUGGCCAAGGAUCUCAAAGAAUCGGGCCAAAACAGCGUUGUUAUUGAAAUUCGCUUUGGGAAAGAAUAUCCUCACAGCCCACCAUUUGUACGAGUUGUCAAGCCACGAUUCUUACCCUUUAUGUCUGGUGGAGGCGGUCACGUAACAGCCGGUGGAGCAUUAUGUAUGGAGCUUCUGACAAACUCUGGCUGGAGUGCCGUCUCCUCGAUUGAGUCUGUUCUCUUACAAGUUCGUCUUGCACUUAUGAGUAUGGAUCCAAAGCCUGCACGCUUAGAAAGCAAAAAUCCACAGACUCAAGGUGAGUAUGGAACUCAAGAAGCUAUGUCAGCUUUUAUCAGAGCGUGUAACAUGCAUGGAUGGGAGAUCCCGAAGGAUUUUCAGGACUUUGCUGCACCUGGUCCUAGUCAAUUUUAAAUUUGGGAAGCGCCAUUCGGGAACACCAUAGCAUUCAAUAAUUGAAAGAAGGGAGAUAGGAGUGACAGAGAAGAGGGGAAAAGGGGAAGGAUUUAAGAUUUGCUUUUGCUUCUUUGUUGGUCUGGUUUUAAUUUCUAUUGGGCGGGCUGGCUGGCGUCAUGAAAACUCAAGAUGGGAUAUUAUGAUAAGAUGACUGGACCUGGGACCUGGCGGAUAGAUACCCAAACAAAUAGAAAGGAAUGCUACAGGGAAAAAUAGGCGUCAAAUUGUGCAAUGGGACGGUAUGGAAAUGGAUGGAUCUUUAGGGCUGGGCAGGAAUCUGACUAUUACCUUUGUGUAAGAUUUCUUUUACGGAAAUCUACAUGAUAGUAAGCCAAUUAAUUAGAUGAGAAGAUAGGCAGAUACAUGAGUUUUUCUCUUUAUAAGAUUUGUUAUGUUUUG